Panthera uncia (snow leopard) is the source of this 6055-nucleotide messenger RNA. RefSeq names its product ARFGEF family member 3 (gene ARFGEF3). Gene Ontology annotation, biological process: regulation of ARF protein signal transduction. The transcript is spliced from 22 exons. NCBI's taxonomy places the organism in Eukaryota, Metazoa, Chordata, Mammalia, Carnivora, Felidae. The record is from RefSeq and is a predicted model, not a curated record. Bases 477 to 5159 code for a protein of 1560 amino acids. Gene Ontology annotation, molecular function: guanyl-nucleotide exchange factor activity.
GCCGGGGUCGCGGGUCGGGGUCGGGGUGACCGCGGCGAGGCCCCUCCCCGCCGGCUGCCCGCCGCCGAUCACACGCUCCCUCGGGCCGCGCCCGGCCAACGCCCGGCCGGCGAGCCAGCUCCGGACAUCCGCCUCCACCUUUCCGCGGGGCCUCGGGGCCUGCCCGGGCGGCGGGUCGGGGGCCGCGGCCUCCGGCCUCCAGCCUCCAGCCUCCAGCCUCCAGCCCGCCGCCGCCGCGCGCGCCGAGCGCACCUGACCCUGGCGGGCGGGGCGGCGGGCGGGGCGGGGCGGCGGGGCUGACGUGGCCCGCGGCAUGGAGCGGGCGUGAUUCAUCAGCCGCCGCGCCGGGCCGGAGGGGGGCGAGCGCAGCGGCCGCCUAGGCGCCCGGGGCCGGGCAGUGGCGGCGGCGGCGUUCCUGGCCGGGCCUCGCGCGCGCUCCUCUCGCUGUCGGUGGCCGGGCCCCUACGAAGGUCAAGAUGGAAGAGAUCCUGAGGAAGCUGCAGAAGGAAGCGUCCGGGAGCAAGUACAAAGCCAUCAAAGAGAGCUGCACCUGGGCCCUGGAAACCCUGGGUGGUGUGGAUACCAUUGUCAAGAUCCCCCCACACUUGCUGAGGGAGAAAUGCUUGCUACCUCUCCAGUUGGCUUUGGAAUCCAAGAAUGUGAAACUGGCCCAACAUGCCUUGGCAGGAAUACAGAAGCUUCUGUCAGAAGAGAGGUUUGUAUCCAUGGAAACAGAUUCUGAUGAGAAGCAGCUGCUCAAUCAGAUCCUGAAUGCCGUGAAAGUGACGCCUUCCCUCCAUGAAGACCUGCAGGUGGAAGUGAUGAAGGUUUUACUCUGCAUAACCUACACUCCGACCUUUGACCUGAAUGGGAGCGCAGUGCUGAAGAUCGCAGAGGUGUGCAUUGAAACAUACAUAUGUAGCUGUCACCAGCGUAGUAUAAACACGGCUGUGCGGGCAACUCUCAGUCAAAUGCUGGGUGACUUGGCUUUACAGUUACGACAAAGGCAGGAAAAUACGAUUAUUGAAAACCCGGACGUCCCACAGGAACUCAGGAAUCAAGGGUCAACAGUUGAGUCCCUUUGUGAUGACCUUGUCUCUGUGCUCACCGUUCUGUGUGAGAAGCUACAAGCCGCCAUCAACGACCAGCAGCAGCUACAGCUCCUGUACUCCGAGUGCAUCCUGUCCGUGCUCAGCAGCUCCUCCCCCUCCAUGCACCUGCACAGAGGUUUCACAGACCUGAUCUGGAAGAACCUUUGCCCUGCUCUCAUCGUGAUCCUGGGGAAUCCAAUUCAUGACAAAACCAUCACCUCCGCUCACAGCAGCAGCACCGGCUCGGGCGUCGAGUCGGACUCUGCAUCUCCGGGAGUUUCCGACCACGGCCGGGGGUCGGGCUGCUCCUCCACGGCGCCAGCUCUGAGCGGGCCGGUGGCUCGGACCAUUUACUACAUCGCGGCCGAGCUGGUCCGGCUGGUGGGGUCGGUGGACUCCAUGAAGCCCGUGCUCCAGUCCCUGUAUCACCGGGUGCUGCUCUAUCCGCCACCCCAGCACCGGGUGGAAGCCAUCAAAAUCAUGAAAGAGCUACUUGGGAGCCCACAGCGCCUCUGUGAUUUGGCAGGACCCGGCUCCACUGAACCAGAAUCCAGAAAAAGAUCAAUUUCAAAACGAAAGUCUCAUCUGGAUCUUCUCAAACUCAUCAUGGAUGGCAUGACCGAAGCGUGCAUCAAGGGCGGCAUCGAGGCGUGCUAUGCGGCCGUGUCCUGCGUCUGCACCUUGCUCGGGGCCUUGGACGAGCUGAGCCAGGGCAAGGGCUUGAGCGAAGGCCAGGUGCAGCUGCUCCUGCUGCGCCUGGAGGAGCUCAAGGACGGGGCCGAGUGGAGCCGGGACUCCAUGGAGAUCAACGAGGCCGACUUCCGCUGGCAGCGGCGCGUCCUGUCCUCCGAGCACACGCCGUGGGAGGCGGGGAACGAGAGGAGCCCGGACAUCAGCAUCAGUGUGACCACGGACACGGGCCAGACCACCCUGGAGGGCGAGCUGGGCCAGACCACGCCCGAGGACCGCUCCGACAACCACAGGCACAGCCUCAGGUCGCCGGCGCAGCCGGAGAGCAGGGAGACGCUGAGCAAGGUGCCGGAGCCCGAGGCGGUCGACCAACCAGACGUGGUCCAGAGGAGCCACACGGUGGCUUACCCCGACAUAACGAACUUCCUGUCGGUGGACUGCAGGAUGAGGUCCUACGGCUCCCGGUACAGCGAGAGCAAUUUCAGCGUAGACGACCAAGACCUCUCGCGGACCGAGUUCGACUCCUGCGACCAGUACUCGAUGGCGGCAGAGAAGGACUCGGGCAGGUCCGACGUGUCGGACAUCGGGUCGGACAACGGCUCCCUGGCCGACGAAGAGCAGACCCCUCGGGACUGCCUGGGCCACAGGUCCCUGCGGACUGCCGCUCUGUCCCUGAAACUGUUGAAGAACCAGGAGGCGGACCAGCACAGCGCCAGGCUGUUCCUGCAGGCCCUGGAGAGCCUCCUGCCCCGCCUGCUGGCUCUGCCCAGCGUGGAGGAGGUGGACUCGGCCCUCCAGAACUUCGCCUCCACCUUCUGCUCAGGUUCGUGCAACAGGCUCCUGCCACAGUGGACAUUUAUUGAGCCAAGGCCGUGUGGCUCAACAGGUCUCCUGUUGAAGGAGGAAGGCGAGAGUAAUUUUGUCGAUCUCUGUCCGCCAGGGGAAGUGGACUGUAAAGAAAUAGGAGACUGUGUCCCGGGACCGGGAGCCACAUCCCCGGACCUGUGCCUGCCUGCCCUGGAUUACCUCCGGCGCUGCUCUCAGUUACUGGCCAAAAUCUACAAAAUGCCGUUGAAGCCAAUAUUCCUUAGCGGGCGACUCGCUAGCUUGCCUCGAAGACUUCAGGAGCAGUCGGCGAGCAGUGAGGAUGGCAUUGAGUCAGUCCUGUCUGAUUUUGAUGACGACACUGGGCUGAUAGAAGUCUGGAUCAUCCUGCUGGAGCAGCUAACAGCAGCUGUGUCCAACUGUCCACGUCAGCAUCAGCCACCAACCCUGGAUUUACUCUUUGAGCUGUUGAGAGAUGUUACCAAAACGCCUGGACCCGGGUUUGGGAUCUAUGCGGUGGUUCACCUUCUCCUCCCUGUGAUGUCCCUUUGGCUCCGUCGUAGCCAUAAAGACCAUUCGUACUGGGAUGUGGCUUCUGCUAAUUUCAAGCAUGCCAUUGGCCUGUCCUGUGAGCUGGUGGUGGAACACAUUCAAAGCUUUAUACACUCAGACAUCAGGUAUGAGAGCAUGAUCAACACGAUGCUGAAGGACCUGUUUGAGUUACUGGUGGCGUGUGUGGCCAAGCCCACAGAGACCAUCUCCAGGGUGGGCUGCUCCUGUAUUAGGUAUGUCCUCGUCACGGCGGGCCCCGUGUUCACCGAGGAGAUGUGGAGGCUCGCGUGCUGUGCCCUGCAGGACGCGUUCUCCGCCACGCUCAAGCCGGUGAAGGAUCUGCUGGGCUGCUUCCACAAUGGCACGGAGAGCUUCAGUGGGGAAGGCUGCCAGGUGAGGGUGGCGGCCCCCUCCUCCUCCCCCAGUGCGGAGGCCGAGUACUGGCGCAUUCGAGCCAUGGCUCAGCAGGUGUUUAUGUUGGACACCCAGUGCUCACCAAAGACUCCAAACAACUUCGACCACGCUCAGUCCUGUCAGCUCAUUAUUGAGCUGCCUCCCGAUGAGAAGCCAAAUGGACAUACCAAGAAAAGCGUUUCUUUCAGGGAAAUUGUGGUGAGCCUGCUCUCGCAUCAAGUGUUGCUCCAGAACUUGUACGACAUCUUGUUAGAAGAGUUCGUCAAGGGCCCCUCCCCCGGGGAGGAGAAGACGGUCCAGGUGCCCGAGGCCAAGCUGGCCGGCUUCCUCAGGUACAUCUCCAUGCAGAACUUGGCGGUCAUCUUCGACCUGCUGCUGGACUCGUACAGGACGGCGAGAGAGUUCGACACCAGCCCUGGGCUGAAGUGCCUGCUGAAGAAGGUGUCUGGGAUCGGAGGCGCUGCCAACCUCUACCGCCAGUCCGCGAUGAGUUUUAACAUUUACUUCCACGCGCUCGUCUGCGCGGUCCUCACCAACCAAGAAACCAUCACGGCCGAGCAAGUGAAGAAAGUCCUUUUCGAGGACGACGAGAGGAGCACGGACUCCUCCCAGCAGUGCUCUUCAGAAGACGAAGACAUUUUUGAGGAGACGGCCCAGGUGAGCCCCCCGAGAGGCAAGGAGAAGAGGCAGUGGAGGGCCCGGAUGCCGUCGCUAAGUGUCCAGCCCAUCAGCAACGCAGACUGGGUGUGGCUGGUCAAGAGGCUGCACCAGCUGUGCAUGGAGCUGUCCACCAACUACAUCCAGAUGCACCUGGACCUGGAGAACAGCGUGGAGGAGGCUCCCAUCUUCAAGAGUGACCCAUUCUUCAUCCUUCCGUCCUUCCAGUCGGAGUCCUCCACCCCAUCCACCGGGGGGUUCUCGGGGAAAGACACGCCUUCUGAGGACGACCGGAGCCAGACGCGGGAUCACGCCGGCGAGCCGGGGAGCCUGCGGGCCGGCAGCGGGGACGUGCUGCCGCCCCCCAGCCCCAAGGUGGAGAAGAAGGAUCCCAGCCGGAAGAAAGAAUGGUGGGAGAACGCGGGGAACAGAAUCUACACCAUGGCGGCCGACAAAACCAUUUCCAAGCUGAUGACUGAAUACAAAAAGAGGAAACAGCAGCAUAACCUGCCCACGUUCGCCAAAGAGGGCAAAGCGGAGAAGAAGGGCGAGCCGCUGGGUCCGCGGGGCCAGGACUCCCCGCUGCUUCAGCGUCCCCAGCACUUGGUAGACCAAGGGCAGAUGCGGCAUUCCUUCAGCGCGGGCCCUGAGCUCCUGCGACAGGAGAAGAGGCCCCGCUCUGGCUCCACCGGGAGCUCCCUGAGUGUGUCCGGGAGGGACGCCGAGGCACAGAUCCAGGCAUGGACCAACAUGAUGCUAACCGUUCUCAACCAGAUUCAGAUCCUUCCAGACCAGACCUUCACGGCUCUCCAGCCUGCAGUGUUCCCGUGCAUCAGCCAGCUAACCUGUCACGUGACCGACAUCCGCGUGCGCCAGGCCGUGAGAGAAUGGCUGGGCAGAGUGGGCCGGGUCUACGACAUCAUCGUGUAGACCACUCAGUUUGAGGAAGUUCAGUAGCAAGGGUUAGAGAGUGCCUGCCAGUCUGAAUGAUCGCAUUAUCCCCGCCACCAGCCCCACCAAAACAAGUGUCUCAGAGAACAAUCUGUCGCUCCCUAACACUGGGGCCAACCUGGACACUAACCUUGUAUCUGGAUGACACAAAUGAUACUCUGAUUUUGCACAUUAUUGCAGAAAAGUCUCCAUUCCUUGAUACGUUUCUAAAUCUUGAUGUUUAUUUCCCAGUGCUUCUGCUUGCGAUGUUAUUCCCAAAAGGAUCCCUUUCCAGGACUACCCCUUUGAAAACACUACAUUGACCUAUUUGAUUUUUUUUUUUUAAUGGAAAUGUUAAGGAAAUAUCUGCUGGUAAGUCAAGCUGAUGUGUAAGCACUCAGGCAUCUAGUAAAGACAUUCACUGGAGGAAGAUUUUCUAUUAUGAUUAUGGGCUGAUUAGCAGCUGGAAAAACAUUCUUGGGGGUCACAAUCAAGAAAGGGAUGGCUUCCUCUGUAAAAUAUCCCAGAACAUUUCAAAGUCGUCCCAAACUGUCAAGAUUUUCCAGUUGGUAUUCACCAACUUCUUCUAAGGUACGUUUGUGCCUUUAUUUCCCUAUUUCUAAAGGAAGAAAAUGCUGUCCUGGCAGGGUUUUAAGUCUACAGGCUGGCAGCCUUUGAGACACAGAUUGGCUGACACAGAUGUUGCCAAGAGACAGACUGACCAGCCACCCUGGCUUCCCAUUAGUCUUUGCUUUUGCUCCCAAGGCAAAACAGGAAAGGGAAAGAAAAAAUGGUGCCUUAGUUUUUUGUUGCACAGACAUUUCUAUGCUCCACAGUUAUCUGAACAUAGGGCAGAACCUUGGGUUUUUAAGGAAACAAAACGUUAAAACGCAACU